CGUGGGGCUCGUAGAGCAACGGCUGGGCCGCCCAAUGAGCGGGCGGGUUCCGUGUCCGGGGCGUGGCAGAAACGGUCGUCAGGGGCGUGGCGGCAGUUGCUUGGGCGGGGCCGGUAGCGGCGGGAGCUGUGCUGGCCAGGGGUUCCGGCUGCAUUUCCAUGAGCGCCGCCGGCAGUCGCGGAGCUGCAGGAACCGGGCUGGGGGCAAGCCGGGCCGCGGUAGUCAACCACGCGCAGCUUUUAGGUUAAUUUGAAUAGGAGAUCUGACCCGAGCGGCCCAGCUAUACAACUCUUCAAGGACAGUCAAUAUUUGCAGUAGAGAGGAAGAAGGGACAUAGGUCAAGAUGAAUGCCAUGCUAGAGACCCCCGAGCUCCCGGCCGUGUUUGACGGGGUAAAGCUGGCUGCCGUGGCUGCCGUGUUGUAUGUGAUCGUCCGCUGCUUGAAUCUGAAGAGCCCCACAGCCCCGCCUGACCUCUACUUCCAGGACUCGGGGCUCUCACGCUUUCUGCUCAAGUCCUGUCCUCUUCUGACCAAAGAAUACAUUCCACCAUUGAUCUGGGGGAAAAGUGGACACAUCCAAACCGCCUUGUAUGGGAAGAUGGGAAGGGUGAGGUCGCCACACCCCUACGGGCACCGCAAGUUCAUCACCAUGUCCGAUGGAGCCACUUCGACCUUCGACCUCUUUGAGCCCUUGGCUGAGCACUGUGUCGGAGAUGACGUUACCAUGGUCAUCUGCCCUGGAAUUGCCAAUCACAGCGAGAAGCAGUACAUCCGCACCUUCGUCGACUACGCCCAGAAAAAUGGCUACCGGUGCGCCGUGCUCAACCACCUGGGUGCCUUGCCCAACAUUGAGCUGACCUCACCGCGCAUGUUCACCUACGGUUGCACCUGGGAAUUUGGAGCCAUGGUCAACUACAUCAAGAAGACAUAUCCCCAGACCCAGCUGGUCGUCGUGGGCUUCAGCCUGGGUGGUAACAUCGUGUGUAAAUACUUGGGGGAGACUCAGGCAAACCAAGAGAAGGUCCUGUGCUGCGUCAGCGUGUGCCAGGGGUACAGCGCUCUGAGGGCCCAGGAGACCUUCAUGCAGUGGGAUCAGUGCCGACGCUUCUACAACUUCCUCAUGGCUGACAACAUGAAGAAGAUCAUCCUCUCACACAGGCAAGCUCUUUUUGGAGACCAUGUUAAGAAACCCCAGAGCCUGGAGGACACAGACUUGAGCCGCCUCUACACAGCCACAUCCCUGAUGCAGAUCGAUGACAACGUGAUGAGGAAGUUCCACGGCUAUACCUCCCUGAAGGAAUAUUACGAGGAGGAAAGCUGCAUGCGGUACCUGCACAGGAUCUAUGUGCCUCUCAUGCUGGUUAAUGCAGCUGAUGACCCCUUGGUGCACGAAAGCCUCCUAACCAUUCCAAAAUCUCUUUCAGAGAAACGGGAGAACGUCAUGUUUGUGCUGCCUCUGCACGGGGGCCACCUGGGCUUCUUUGAGGGUUCCGUGCUGUUCCCCGAGCCGCUGACAUGGAUGGAUAAGCUGGUGGUGGAGUAUGCCAACGCCAUUUGCCAGUGGGAACGUAACAAGUCCCAGUGCUCUGACACUGAGCAGGUGGAGGCCGAGCUGGAGUGAGGCCUCCCAGACUCUGGCGCGGCCCAGCCACCUCCCCUGGAACCCGCGUCCCCCACCGGCUGUUUCAGGUCCCCCAUCUCCCUCGGUGACCUGGAUCUGACCUCAUGCCAUCAGCGGGGACGACCCACCAGGCACACCUGUGCCGGAGUAGGCCUCCGUCCCUGGGAGCUCCAGGCUAUUUUUUGUGCUUAGUUACUGGUUUUCUCCAUUGCAUUGUUAUCCAUGGUGACAAGCGACAGGGUUCUCACCCUCCUGUCCACUUUCAGCAUUUGAUUGCUUUUAAGCCAAUUACAUCUAGUUUCCCUAUUAAAAAUGUGUCUGAACAGCAGUUUUGCUUUGCCAAUCAAAAAGGCUUGUCUCCAAGAGCAGUGAAGGAUGUAUGCUAUUCUGUUGUGGUCGUGUGUGUCCUUACGGAGACCCUGGUGAGCCCUCGCCCAUCUAGGCCGAUGCUGAAGAGGCAGGUCAGCUUGGGAGUGAAGCACCUAGGCCUCCCACGCUGCCAUGUGGCUCCUCACGUGGCCAAGAAAGUUCCCUGGAGUCACGAGCCAGGUUCCUCCCUUACAGUCUCCUAAGACAGUCUCCCCACAGCUUUGCCAACGAUGAGAGUUACCUGGGGCACUUGUUAAAAAUUCAGCCUCCCAGGUCCCUCCCCUGGGAGAGGCCAAUACAGUGGGUCUGGGAAGGGGUCUGGAGAUUUUAAUUUUUGACAAGUGCCCCUGGUGAUCCUCAUCACAGGGCAAAUUUGGGAAACACUGUUCUACUGCAGGGCCUUUCAAUGAGAAACAUCUCGGUAGCUCAUUUUAUGGAAAUGUAUGGGUAGACGUGUCCUUUAGCUCCCAGGGGUCUCCAAAGCAGGAGCCCCUGUCAUGUCCAGCUGCCCUGGCGUGGCCACAGUGUGAUGUCUCGGGAGAGGGCCUGGUGGGGAGGGAAGGGUUUCGGUGACACCGGACUCUGCCUUUCCCUGGCUGUAUGACCCUGGACAAGUCCCUCUGAACUUUCGUUUCUUCACCGAUAAAAUGGGGGACUUGGACCAGGCGGAUGGCCGAGACCGCUGCCAGUUCGAAUGAUCCAUGACAAACUCAGCUUGCUGAGGUUUGAGAGAACAUCCCUCCAGGGAAGCCUGGGAGUUACUCUCCUCGUCUACACCUGUGGAUGUCAUCAUUUGCCUUUUUUUCCUGUCCCUCAUUUUCAUAGAAAGAGGUGUUUUGGGUUUUUGGGUUUUUUUUUAGACAUUUAAUGGUAAUUUUACUUUUUUAACCCAAGUCUUUCUAGCUCUGGCUUUUGAUAACCAAACAAUUCGAAAGCUGGAUCUGAGUUUGGAGAAAGAUCUUUCCAACCAAAAAGGGUGUUAUUUUGAAACCAGAUUUUUAAUUUAAUGGCCUAUAUUUAUAGUCUGUUGGAUAGCUUUUUCCAAAAUGUGUCUUUUCAAAUGAAAAUGUUAUUCGAGGUUUCAAGUACUCCUUUUCUCCAGUCCUGUGGUACUUGAAUAUCUAAAAACCCUGCACUUUGAAAAAUCAGCAGUUGCUAUCUGGAACUAAAUGGAACUAUGAGUGAAAUUGCCUGGAUACACUUUUUUUUUUUUAAUGUUCUUGCUUCAUCUCCUUUGCUCCAGGACAGAUAGGAUUAUAAAUAGUGGGUCUGUGUGGAUGUUUCAGGGGUAAAGGGAGCCACCUGAGGGCCUGGAGGUGUCCCUCACGGCCACAGGUAGAUGUGGUUUGGGUGUCGGUCCAAGUGACUAUGACGGUCUGCAACCUGAAGUUGUUUUCUGACAAUCACCAGAUCAUCCUAAUCAAUACCAUCGAGAACAGCCAGUGUCUCAAAAGAUUGAGACUUCCGUGGUCCCCACAAUUGCUUUGUUGUAAUCGCUUACACACACCAAAUUCGUCAUUGUGACUCCCCCACCCCCACCCCGCCGCGCAACUGUUAUUUUUCUGGUACAUUUCCUUUCCAUGUUCUUUUAGCACAGAUUGGCACUUUAUCAUCUACCCCCUCCAUUUGGAAGCUGGUCCCCUCCCCUCCGUUGCUUUCCC
Messenger RNA from Odobenus rosmarus divergens (Pacific walrus), 3651 nucleotides. It is a transcript of the gene ABHD2, whose product is annotated as abhydrolase domain containing 2. Gene Ontology annotation, biological process: sperm capacitation; medium-chain fatty acid biosynthetic process; medium-chain fatty acid catabolic process. Gene Ontology annotation, cellular component: sperm flagellum; sperm plasma membrane. The record is from RefSeq and is a predicted model, not a curated record. NCBI's taxonomy places the organism in Eukaryota, Metazoa, Chordata, Mammalia, Carnivora, Odobenidae. Gene Ontology annotation, molecular function: acetylesterase activity; monoacylglycerol lipase activity. The transcript is spliced from 11 exons. The coding region runs from base 344 to 1621 and encodes 425 amino acids.